This is a messenger RNA of Argiope bruennichi, 4222 nucleotides long. RefSeq names its product rho GTPase-activating protein 39-like. The record is from RefSeq and is a predicted model, not a curated record. The coding region runs from base 505 to 3735 and encodes 1076 amino acids. NCBI's taxonomy places the organism in Eukaryota, Metazoa, Arthropoda, Arachnida, Araneae, Araneidae. Gene Ontology annotation, molecular function: protein binding; GTPase activator activity. The transcript is spliced from 17 exons. Gene Ontology annotation, cellular component: cytoplasm; cytoskeleton. Gene Ontology annotation, biological process: signal transduction.
UUGACGGUUGGGGCCGCACUGCCUGUGCUUCGCGAGCCCGAAAAAAUUAGAAAAGGAAGUGAUAAACUUUUUUCAUAUUUAUCAUUUUUUUUCGUACUUCCGAACACAGAGCGCUCUUACUCUACUGCGAUAAGAGAUUUUUGCCGCUGUUUCUUCCGCCAAAAAAUUUCUUUCCUCACUUGGGUAUGUGUGUUUAUAUCAAAACGAGAGAUGACGAUAUUUCCGAAGGGAAAUACUGUAAAAAACGGUUUGUUCUUUCGUUAGAAUUCACAUGGGCGUGCGGGAUUCCCUCUUCCUACUACUGUUUUUAGGAAAUUCACAUGGAUAUGUGUGUUGUGUACCAGUAGAGUAAUAAAGGAUGUUGUACCUGUGAUGGUGAAUGAUUUGAACCUGCUUGUAUUCUGUGAACUUGUGGAUUUUCAUUGAAUGAGACUUUUGAUUUUUUUGUUUUUGAAGCUUUUGGAAGGGUGAUCUCGAACUGUCCUGCUGGAUUCCAAAAGGGCCAUGACAAAGAAGGAGUGCAGGAUGUCGGCGCCAGAAUGGGUAGAGAUUGUCGAACCCAUCACAAAAGUGACGAUGUACGCCAAUCUCACCACGGGGGAGUGCGUCCGAGAAGUGCCUCCUGGGAAAGUGAAAAAGAUGGACGAGAAUCAAUGGUGGGAGCUUUUUGAUCGCGAGAAUUCGAGAUUCUAUUACUACAAUGCGACCAGCCAAAGAACGGAGUGGCACAAGCCGCAGAAUUGUGACAUCAUUCCUCUCGCUAAGCUUUGGACUUUGAAGCAGAAUACAGAAGUGCGUGAUAAUGAUGACUCUCGUCAUGUUAAGAAAGAAUCGGUAUCGACUCAAACAACAACCAGGGGAAUCGGUGCGGAUGGAUACAUUCGCCUGUCUAAGCCUCCCACUUGUACAGUGUCUACGCAGACUAGUCCACUGGCUUCGCCUAGAGAUGGCUGUCGACACCACAGGCAUCACCACCACAGGCAUGCAUCCAGUCCUUCAGGUGCUGUGUACUCUUCACGCAGUCCAUCCUACAGUGAAGACAUCAUCCUGGCUGACGUGAGGCGGGACGGGCAGUACGCAAAUUCAUAUUCGAGUCGUUCCAAUGAAUAUGGGAGGUUGCAGCCCUCACCAAUGAAUCCUUCUCAUACUGGGCAUAGGAAACAUGAUUCAUGUUGCUCGUCCGACAGCAUGAGCUCAAGCUUCUCUCAGAAAGCACAAGACCAUAGCCCAGAACAGAAUGGAAUACCAUUUGACCAGCGCUCAGCACCAAAACCUAUUGAUUCUAGCCGGAGGCACCGGUCUUUGGACCAUGAGCACGGCACAACAAGCACCUCUUGGAAGCACCACAGUGUUGAUGACCAAGGGAAUAUCGCGUCGCGAAACCUGACAUCAAGAAGCAACGAACCUCCCAAACCACCGCCUCACCGGAAACAUCGCAGUGAAGAUUUAUCGCCAAAGACAAGUUUCUUCACUCCAUACCCGCAGAUGGAAAGCUGUCUUUCCAGCACGCCUGCUAAUAUACGUCGCCAAUGGUCAAGAAGCACCUCUGACUCUAGCACCUCUAGUCCUCAAAGCCCCCCAAUUGUGCCAAAUCGGGAAGUACAGGUUAUUCGAGGGGAGGAUGGAAGUCUUUUUGCAUUUAGUGAUGUACCACAUGGUUCAAGUGACAGCUCUCCACAGUCACUGGAUUCAGCCAAGGGACUUGAUAGCAGCUUCAUUUCUCAGAGUAGUCUGAUGUCACUGGACAGUAGCCAACAAAAGAGUGUGUCAGAAUCCGCAACAUCGCCCAAUCUGAGGCAGAUACAAAUGGGUUCGAAGGUUCCCUCAUAUGAAAAGGAAUCUGUAAGGACUAAGUUGCAUCAUGGCCAAGAUAGCCGAGAAAUGACCAGUUCGUUUUAUCAGAGUGGUGCUGCAGCUCAUGAACCGAAGAGUAAUGUUGUAAAUAAUUCCUUUAGGCAAAAUGAACAGCCAACCCCCUUGUAUAGUAAUUAUCCAUCCCUUUGGGAUUCCCAAGCAGAUAGUCAGACUUAUCUUCUACCUUUGCAGCAUUAUCUGCUGGAGCAGGCCAAGUUGUCAGGUUAUCAGUUUGGAGAUUUUAUUGGUGAUGAUUUAGAUUCUCUUUCUCAAAGUGAUGAUGAUUCUGAUGGGCACAGGGAGGAAGAUGAUGACUUUGCUGAUGAUGAAGCAAUGAGUCAUCAAGAUUCUUCCUCUCAGGAGUACUUAGAUGAUACCCGGUACUUAGACGAUGAUGAUGAAGAUGAAGUAUAUUGUGAACCUCCUCCUAAUUUCCAAGAAGCUGAUCCUAGUCAUAUGUCUAGCACUCGUCAUUCUUCAUUGAGACGUAAAAAUACCAACCUAAUUCCUAGUCAUUCUCCCUCAAUAGAAAAAUCACAGUCUUUUCAGACUGAUAUCAUCCAUGGUCAGAUUCCUCGACCCCUCUCUAUGUUGGCAACAACAGAUGGUUCUGGAGGCUUAGAUGCCAUGGCAGCUAUGCAGAGACAGGCUGCACUGGCAAGUAAUAAUGGUGGAAAAGACAAGAAACAGCCUUCAGAAAGUGAUAUUGAGAAGUAUGCUCAAGACAAUUUGAAUAGGCAUAAAAAAGGAAUUUUCAGGAAGAAAUUCACAAUACAAGAUAUGCUGUCAUGGUCUAAGGAUCCCAUUCGCAAGCCAAUGAUCAUGACUACAGAUAAGUCUCUUAAACGGGAUGCUUGCGAACUAUUCAAAUUGAUACAAACUUAUAUGAGGGACAGGAAAACCAAAAGCGGUCAGUCGCUGGAAUCUGUAGUUUUGGAAAUUUGUACAAAAGGUUGGAGUAGACAGUCAGUGAGAGACGAGCUUUUCGUGCAAAUCUGUCGACAGACAACUGAAAAUCCUAGGAAAGAAAGUCUAGUACUUGGCUGGGAGUUAAUGGCCAUAUGCUUGACCUUCUUUCCACCAUCUGUCAAAUUUCAACCUUACCUUGAAGGCUUCAUUAACAGACACAAAGAUACAUCUUUCGAUGAGCCAGAUUUUAAAUUAAGUCAUUAUGCGGCUGUAUGUAGCAAACGCUUGGAGAGGAUAUCAAAAAGUGGAGCAAAACGAGGUCUCAGAAAACCUACUCUUGAAGAGAUUGAGCAAUCUAGAAUACAGAUAUUUAGACCUAGUAUGUUUGGUAAUCUACUGGAAGAAGUUAUGGCUUUGCAAGCUCAUAAAUAUCCUAACCGCCAACUGCCCUGGAUACAAACAACCUUAUCUGAAGCUGUGCUUCAGUUGAAUGGAACUCAAACAGAAGGAAUUUUUAGAGUUCCUGGAGAUAUUGAUGAAGUGAAUGCCAUGAAGCUCCAGAUUGACCAGUGGGAAGUCCCUGAAUGCAAUGACCCCCAUGUACCUGCUUCUCUGCUGAAAUUGUGGUACAGGGAGCUGUAUGAACCUUUAAUUCCCAGUGAAUUCUAUGAGGAAUGCAUACAGAAUUGCUUGGACCCUGAAGGUGCUGUUGCUAUUGUAGACAAACUUCCUGAAAUCAACAGACUGGUGCUAUGCUAUCUGAUUCGAUUUUUACAGGUCUUUGCUGCCGAGCAAAAUGCUACAGUAACCAAGAUGGAUGCGAGCAACCUUGCAAUGGUGAUGGCGCCAAAUUGUCUGCGAUGCAUGUCCGAUGACCCUAGGGUUAUCUUCGAAAAUACAAGGAAAGAAAUGGCCUAUGUUAAAAUGCUCAUCGAAAAUUUAGAUACUACUUGCAUGAAAGGAGUCUUGUGAAAAAAAUUCUGACUGUUAUAAAGCUAAUCAAAAUUAUCUUAAAUUAGGUAAACUUGUAUUAAGAUAAAGAGAUUGCAAUGUUAAUUUUUUUCAGUCGUACUACCCCCCAAAUAUUUUUACAGAACAGUCUGAUCGAUUUUUAAUAAUUAGAAAUAUGGUGGAGUUAAAGAUUUUUCUAUUUAUUCAACUUUUACUUACCUUUGUUCUUAGGUGUAUUAUCGGUUUGAAAUGACAAGGUUUUAAAUAUAUUUCUUUACUUUGCUUUAUCUGGAAAUCACCUAUAAGAAUGGAAAAUCAUAUUAAAAUUUAUUAUUAUUAUUAUUUAACUACUUGAAAAUUUUUUUGACUUAUGAAAUUCAUACAUUUACGUAUCUAUAAAGUUGUUUUGUGCAGAGGAUUUGUUAAAUUGAAACAAAAUCUUGACAAUUUGUUCAUUUUUGAUACAAAGAAAAUUUUGCUGAAGUUAAACUCUGAGGCCAAGACUUUU